Rhincodon typus (whale shark) is the source of this 3000-nucleotide messenger RNA. It is a transcript of the gene aldh4a1, whose product is annotated as aldehyde dehydrogenase 4 family, member A1. The record is from RefSeq and is a predicted model, not a curated record. Bases 223 to 1890 code for a protein of 555 amino acids. The transcript is spliced from 15 exons. Lineage: Eukaryota; Metazoa; Chordata; Chondrichthyes; Orectolobiformes; Rhincodontidae. Gene Ontology annotation, molecular function: L-glutamate gamma-semialdehyde dehydrogenase (NAD+) activity.
GAUCGCUGAGAAGGAGUUUAAUUCCUGCGUGAGCAGCAGUGUUUAACCGCUUUAGAGGGGGAAAAAAUAGCGAGAGUGAUUGAAGUGAAGCCGCCACCAGCGGGACAAGGAGCAGCUCCGGCCAUCAGAGAAGGCAGUGAGAGGCGGCAGACAGGCCACCCCCACCCCUCCCCCUCUCCAGCUCGAGGGUAGUCGGCGCGAGGCGAGCGCAGCGUGGGCGCCAUGUUGGGUGUCCGGCGGCUUCUGCUGAACUGGCGGCCCGGAUUCCGGUUACAACACACUGCAACAGCUGUGAAGAAUGAGCCAGUCCUCGAAUUCAAACAAGGAAGUUCGGAACGACAAGCCCUACAGGAGGCUCUGAAUGAGCAGAAGGGGCAAACACUUGAGGUCCCCUGUGUGGUUGGUGGAGAACCUGUCUGGACCAAUGAUAUACAAUAUCAACUAUGUCCAUUCAGUCAUUCACACAAAGUGGCCAAGUUCUGCUAUGCUGACAAGGAUUUAAUUAAUAAAGCGAUUAACGCAGCACUGUCUGCGCACCGGGAAUGGGAUCUCAAACCAGUCGCAGAUCGAGCACAAAUAUUCUUUAAAGCUGCUGACUUGAUUAGUGGGUCAAGACGUGCAGAACUUUUAUCCAGAACUAUGAUUGGACAGGGUAAAACAGUAAUUCAAGCAGAGAUUGAUGCAGCUGCAGAACUAAUAGACUUCUUCAGAUUCAAUGCUAAACAUGCUGUGGAACUUCAACAUGAACAGCCAAUCAGUGAACCACCCAGCACCAACAGUACACUGUACCGGAGUCUAGAGGGCUUUGUAGCAGCUGUUUCUCCAUUUAACUUCACUGCAAUAGGUGGAAAUCUGGCAGGAGCUCCAGCACUGAUGGGUAACGUGGUGGUCUGGAAACCCAGUGAUACAGCUAUGGCUGCAAGCUACACUGUGUACGAAAUACUUCUUGAAUCUGGACUGCCACCAAAUGUUAUCCAGUUUGUUCCAAGUGACGGGCCACUGUUUGGAGAAACUAUUACAGAAUCUGAGCACUUAGCAGGAAUCAACUUCACUGGCAGUGUCCCAACAUUUAAACAUCUUUGGAAGCUGGUGUCUCAGAAACUGGACAAAUACCGGACCUUUCCUCGCCUGUCUGGAGAAUGUGGUGGUAAGAACUUUCACUUUGUGCAUAAAUCGGCUGAUAUUGGCAGUGUGGUAAAUGGUACUAUUCGCUCUGCCUUUGAGUAUGGAGGGCAAAAAUGUUCAGCCUGUUCAAGGAUGUAUGUACCUGAUUCAUUGUGGCCUGAAAUUAAAAAAAACCUCCUGGAGGAGCAGAAGAAAAUUAAAGUGGGAAAUCCAGCGGAUGACUUUGAAACGUUCUUUUCAGCAGUUAUUGAUAACAAGUCCUUUGCACGGAUAAAGAAAUGGAUUGAACAUGCUCAGUCCUCCCCAAAUCUAACAAUAAUUUCAGGUGGAAAAUGUGAUGACAAAAUUGGUUAUUUCGUGGAACCAUCAAUUAUAGAGACAAAAGAUCCUCAGGAUCCCAUAAUGAAAGAGGAAAUCUUUGGACCAGUCGUGACUGUAUAUGUUUACCCUGAAAACAAAUACCAGGAAAUUCUCCACUUGAUUGAUACAAGCACUCCUUAUGGUCUCACUGGCUCUGUUUUCGCACAGGAUAAAAAUGUUAUAGCUGAAGCAAGUAAAAUCCUACGGUAUUCUGCUGGAAACUUCUACAUCAAUGACAAGUCAACUGGUUCUGUUGUGGGACAGCAGCCAUUUGGAGGAGCUCGUAUCUCUGGAACCAAUGACAAGGCUGGAGGUCCCCAUUAUAUCCUCCGUUGGACAUCACCACAAUCUGUAAAAGAGACUCAUGUUCCCUUGACUAAAUGGAGAUAUCCGUAUAUGGAUUAAGUAUAUAAAAAGCAGCACUAUUGUGCUCCAGUGAAUAUUCUAACAAUGUAUUACUGUAAAGUUUUUUACUAAGACCCUUGACAGUUAGUUAAGCCAUUACCUUAAGUUUGUGUCCAGCCAUGCAUUUGGAAAAUGCUCCUUCGGUCCACAGUUUUAUAUCUGAAUGUGUGUAAAAGUUUAAAUUCUCAAACAUCUGCCUCAACAUCAGUCAAAACAAUGAUAGGGUUUUUAUGUAAAAGACUGGAGACCAAGUGAGGACAUGUUUUGGUAUUUGUGCGUGUAAUUUUAAUGAGAUCCUUUGCAUUUUAUCAGUGUAUGGUUAAUUAAUGUAAUUCACAGUGUUGACACAAUAGGAUUUUAUUGAAUAUAUUUCACUGCAAAAUAAUUUUUUUAUUUUUAAUGCUCAAACAAAAGGAUACUUAAUGAUGUCCAACAACCACAGUAUUUUUUUUAUGAAUAUAUAUCUUUGAUUUUAAUUUUAUUUCUACAGAUAACUGUGAAAAUUCACAAGCUGAAAAAGAAUUCAUUAGUGUAAAUCUGAACUCAAAUUGCACUGUCGAAAGCACUAAAUACACUUGCAAUAAUUGUAAGCAUCCAGUUAAUCACCUGAAAUAUUGAAAUAAUGGUAAAAUACUGGAGCGUAGCACUGGAGGAAAACUAGGAAUUUACUGACAUCAGAAUGUUUAUUAAUUAUUUUUAUCCUGUGGUGAUUUGUUUUCGAUUAUAUGUUUUUUUGGAUCUGUGUAAUUUGGUGUCUUCAGUUAAAAAAAAUUGUUUUGUGCUGCAACCAGUCCAGCAAUCUCUGGAAUCUCCAAGUAGGAACAAGUGAGAACAAUUUUAGAAUUGGUUUAACUUAUUGUGGGAUUCUCUGUUUGUGCCUUUAUAAGCAAGAGCUAAAAGUUGUACAGAAGAAAAGUUCUAAUAUGGCUGAAUGAUGACUCAGAAGUUGAAUACUAGACAGCAGAUCUUCCACAAUGAAGAAUUCAGUUUGAAAGAACAUGCUGUAUUUGCCGUAUUUUUGAAAGAGUGUGAAAAUGAUUGCAUUUGGAAUUAGUAGAUGAUAACAACUGAGUUUUUGCUGAAUAAAAUUAAAGAUUAUCUGAAAUCAAA